This is a messenger RNA of Grammomys surdaster, 3194 nucleotides long. Its product is annotated as zinc finger protein 431-like. Gene Ontology annotation, biological process: regulation of DNA-templated transcription. The record is from RefSeq and is a predicted model, not a curated record. The transcript is spliced from 7 exons. Lineage: Eukaryota; Metazoa; Chordata; Mammalia; Rodentia; Muridae. The coding region runs from base 1 to 2208 and encodes 735 amino acids.
AUGGUGGCAUUAGGCAUCCUGAGUUCUAGUCCCAGUAAACAACUUCAUGAAAAACAUGCUACAAGUGUUGUCUACCUGUGUUCGGGGGUCCAUCCUAAUUUAGAAGCCAAACUCCACAUGACCCCCUUAUGUCCUCUGGACUCUGGAAAAAAGAAUGAUGCAAAAUUUAAUGUCAAGGAUACCUGGUCUGUGGCUCAGAUCAACACCGUUCCAGCCAUCUCUGUGUCUAAGUGGAAUCUGAAAGUCCCACCUCUUCUACUCAUCCAUUGGCUGCUCCCAGCUGUAUUGAUCAAUCGAAAAACAGUUAGAGACAAGGACCUUCAGAGUUUACAGGCAGUUUCCCAAUCAGAGCAUCAGAGCCAUGCCCUUCAUUUUACUGCUGAGAGUGCAGUGACUUAUGAGGACGUGCAUGUGUACUUCAGUGAGGAAGAGUGGGCUUUGCUGGAUCCUUCCCAGAUGAAGCUGUACAAAGAUGUCAUGCUGGAGACCUACAGGAACCUCAGUGCUAUAGGAUUUAAUUGGGAAGUCCAAAAUUUUGAAGAACAUUGUCAAAGACCUAGAAGACUCAGAAGGCAUGAAAGAAGUCAGAGUGCAGAGAAACCCUCUGAAUAUACACAAUAUGGUAAAGCCUUUGCUUUAAAUGCUCACAGUCGUGCUCAAAGACAUGAAAGUUUUCAUAUAGAAAAGACACCUCAUGAAGUUAUUCAGUGUGUCGAAGCCUUUGCACCUUACACAAGUCUCCAAAUAAGUAAAAGAACACAAAUUGGACAAAAACCUUAUGAAUGUAAUCAAUGUGGUAAAGCGUUCUUACAUCCCUCGAGUCUUCACAUGCAUGAAAGGAUUCAUACUGGAGAGAAAUCCUACAAAUGCAAUGAAUGUGACAAACCCUUUUCCCCACAUAUUAGCCUCCAAAUUCAUAAAAGAACUCAUACUGGAGAGAAACCCUACAAGUGUAAUGAAUGUGAUAAAGCCUUUUCCCAUCAAUGUUAUCUCCUGAUGCAUAAAAGAACACAUACAGGAGAGAAACCCUUCAAAUGUAAUCAAUGUAAUAAAGCCUUUUCCAAAAAUAGUAGUCUUCAAAUACAUAAAAGGAUACAUACUGGAGAGAGACCCUACAAAUGUAAUGAAUGUGAUAAAGCCUUUUCUCAACACUAUAACCUCCAGAUACAUAAAAGAAUACAUACAGGAGAGAAACCCUACAAAUGUAAUCAAUGUAAUAAAACCUUUUCCCAACAUAUUAGACUCCAAAUUCAUAAAAGAAUUCAUACUGGAGAGAAACCAUACAAAUGUAAUGAAUGUGAUAAAGCCUUUUCUCAACACUAUAACCUCCAGAUACAUAAAAGAAUACAUACAGGAGAGAAACCCUAUGAAUGUAAUCAAUGUGAUAAAACCUUUUCCCAACAUAUUAGACUCCAAAUUCAUAAAAGAAUUCAUACUGGAGAGAAACCCUACAUAUGUAAUGAAUGUGAUAAAGCCUUUUCCCAAUGCAGUCACCUCCAGAUGCAUAAAAGAACACAUACAGGAGAGAAACCCUACAAGUGUAACUUAUGUGAUAAAGCCUUUUCCCAAAACAGCAGUCUUCAAAUACAUAAAAGAAUUCAUACUGGAGAGAAACCAUACAAAUGUAAUGAAUGUGAUAAAGUUUUUUCUCAUCAUUGUUACCUCCGGAUGCAUAAAAGAACACAUACAGGAGAGAAACCCUUCAAAUGUAAUCAAUGUAAUAAAGCCUUUUCCAAAAAUAGUAGUCUUCAAAUACAUAUAAGGAUACAUACUGGAGAGACACCCUACAAAUGUAAUGAAUGUGAUAAAGCCUUUUCCCAACACUGUAACCUCCAGAAGCAUAAAAGAAUACAUACAGCAGAGAAACACUACAUAUGUAAUCAAUGUGACAAAGCCUUUCCCCAACAUAUGAAACUCCAAAUUCAUGAAAGAAUUCAUACUGGAGAGAAACCCUACAAAUGUAAUGAAUGUGAUAAAGCCUUUUCCCAGCACUGUAACCUCCGAAUGCAUAAAAGAACACAUACAGGAGAGAAACCCUACAAAUGUAAUCAAUGUGAUAAAGCCUUUUCCCAAAACAGUAGUCUUCAAAUACAUAAAAGAAUUCAUACUGGAGAGAGGCCGUACAAAUGUAAUGAAUGUGAUAAAGCCUUUUCACGACACAGUAGCCUUCAGAACCAUAAAAAAAUUCAUACUGGAGAGAAACUCUAGAAAUACAAUCACUGUGGUAAAGCCUUCUUACAUUCCUGAAGUCUUCACAUGCCUGAAAGGAUUCAUACUGGAGAGAAACCUUAGAAAUGUGAUGAGUAUGGCAAAGCCUUUUCCCAACAUAAUAGUCUCCAAAUACAUAAAAGUAUACAUACUGGAGAGGAACCCUACAAAGAUAAUCAACGUGAUCAGACCUUUACAAACCACAGUCAUCUUAAACAGUAUGGAAGCAUUCAUACUGGAGUGAAACCCUGCAAGUAUAUUCCAUGUGACAUAGCCUUUUCCCAACAUUAUAAUCUACAAACUCAUAAAAGAAGACAUACUAGAGUGAAACCUUACAAGUGUAACCAGUGUGCCAAAGCCGUUUCAAAAGAAGGUCAUCUCCAAAAGCAUAAAUGAAUACAUACUGGAAAGAAAACCUGCAAAGUUAAUGAAUGUAAGAAAGACUUUUUACAAUGCUAUCCUUUCUGAAUGUGUAAAGAACAUACUCGAGAAAAACCUUAUGAAUGUGAUCAUAGUAUUAAUUGUCAUGAACAUAUUUAUAUUGCCAAGAAACCUGAAUAGAAGCAAUGUGGUAAACCCUAUGCCUAGCAUGGUUAUCUAAUGCAGGAAGAGUAGGUACUGGAGAUACAAAGACAGACAGACAGACAGACAGACAGACAGACAGACAGAAACACACAUAGAAAGACCUUAUAACUGUACAUAAUAUGGUAACCCUUUGCAUAUCACAGUCAUCUUAGGACACAUAAAGGAGAACAUAAUAUACUUCAGAAUACAUAAAAGAACACGCCGGAGAGAGAAAACCUUUGUGAAUAAUGUGGUAAGGCCUUUGCAGCUAACAUUUAUCACUUAAUGUAUAAAAUAACACAACCCUUUUAGAAACCUCAUGAAAGUAAGCAGUGUGGUAAAGCUUGUUCAUGUACUAAUCAUUUUUGAAAUCAUGAGAAAAAUCCAUGCUGCAGGGAACACCUAUAAGUGUACUCAAUGAA